GUUCUGACUAAAUCCGAGAUUGUGCUUAACGGAACAAUUCAUACAAAAUCAUGGCCGAGGAAUCAUCAAGUAGCCUUGGAGUGGCCACAAGCCCAGCCAGAGAGUCCCAAGAUGAUGCUGGUUCUCGUUAUGACCGUACUGACGCCUUGACUUCCAGCCCUGCUCGAAAUCUGGCACCAUUUGAGGAUGAGUCAGAUGCUAUUUUGGGCAACGAGGGAAGUGCUGCAGAGGAGGAAGCUGAUGAUGGAAUUGAUUUGAUGGGCGACAACAUGGAGGAUGACUAUCGAGCAAUCCCUCGUUUGGAUGUGUAUGACCCAACAGCAUUGGAUGAAGAAGAAUAUGAUGAUAUGGAUAUUGGAGCCAGACGUGAGGCAGAGAAAGUCAUGGGGAAAAGAGAUAGAGAGGAGGCUGCUACGUCAGGAAGACUAAGGAGAGGUCUACUUUAUGAUGAAACUGAUGAUGAGGAUGACUUACCACACCCAUCACGUCGGCGACGUCUGGCUGAGCAAGCUGCUCAUGGUGAUAUGGAUAUGGCUGAGGAUAUGGUGGAAAGUAUUGAGAACUUGGAGGAUAUGAAAGGACAUUCAGUACGAGAGUGGGUCUGUUUGCAGGCACCAAGACUUGAAAUAAAGAACAGAUUUAAACAGUUUCUCAAGACAUUUGUUGACCACCAAGGAAAAAGUGUUUACAGAGACAAGAUAAAAUUGAUGUGUGAAGGAAACCUUCAAAGUUUAGUAAUUGAUUACAACGUCUUGGCUUGUGAACAACAAUUGCAAGUUUUGGCAUAUUUCUUACCAGAAGCUCCAGCGGAAAUGCUAAAGAUUUUUGAUGAGGCGGCAAAAGAAGUUGUGUUAUCUAUGUAUGAAAAAUAUGAUCAAAUUGCAAGUGAGAUUCAUGUCAGGAUUGCUGAACUACCAUUGAUGGAGGAAAUUCGCUCGCUCAGACAACUGCACUUGAAUCAGCUAAUCCGAACAGGUGGUGUUGUAUCAAGCAGUACAGGAGUCUUGCCACAACUGAGCAUGGUCAAAUAUGAUUGUAACAAAUGUUCCUAUAUACUUGGACCAUUUUUUCAAUCACAAAAUCAGGAAGUCAGACCUGGUACAUGCCCCGAGUGUCAAUCACGUGGCCCUUUUGAAGUGAAUAUGGAACAGACUGUGUAUCAAAAUUACCAGAGAAUCAAAAUUCAGGAAAGUCCAAGCAAGGUUGCUGCAGGCAGGCUGCCUCGUUCAAAAGAUGUCAUUCUAUUGGGAGAUCUUGUAGACUCCUGCAAGGCUGGAGAUGAAAUUGAUCUGACAGGUAUCUAUCACAACAAUUAUGAUGGCUCUCUGAACAUUGCUCAUGGCUUCCCAGUAUUUGCUACUGUCAUUGAAGCUAACCAUAUCACAAAGCAGGAAGAUAAGUUAGCCAUCACAAGCCUCACAGAUGAAGACAUUAAAGAAAUCAUCACAUUGUCCAAAGAUCCGAAAAUUGGUGAUAGGAUCAUCGCCAGCGUAGCUCCUUCUAUUUAUGGUCAUGAUGACAUAAAAAGAGCAAUAGCAUUGUCACUUUUUGGUGGAGAAGCCAAAGAUCCAGGUGGAAAACACAAGAUCCGUGGUGAUAUCAAUGUUUUACUCUGUGGUGAUCCUGGUACAGCUAAGUCUCAGUUCUUAAAAUAUGUUGAAAAAACAGCUCCACGUUCAGUGUUCACAACUGGUCAAGGAGCAUCAGCUGUUGGCCUCACAGCUUAUGUUCAAAGACAUCCUGUAACAAGAGAAUGGACGUUGGAAGCUGGAGCUCUUGUUUUGGCUGAUCGUGGAGUUUGUUUAAUUGAUGAAUUUGAUAAAAUGAAUGACGCGGACAGAACUAGUAUUCACGAAGCUAUGGAACAGCAGAGUAUUUCCAUCUCAAAAGCUGGAAUUGUUACUUCUUUACAGGCUCGAUGUUCCAUUAUUGCUGCUGCAAAUCCUAUCGGUGGUCGUUAUGAUCCUUCCAUGAAUUUCUCAGAAAACGUUGAUUUGAGUGAGCCAAUUUUAUCACGAUUUGACAUCUUGUGUGUUGUACGAGAUCUUGUUGACCCUAUUCAGGAUGAAUUACUGGCAAAGUUUGUUGUAAACAGUCAUGUUAAACAUCAUCCAGGAAACACAAACAAAGAAAGUGAAGAAAAUGAAGUAGAAAUGGAAUCCAGUCCAACUACAGGCGUUGAACAGUUAUCACAAGAAAUGUUAAAGAAGUAUAUUAUUUAUGCGAAAGAUAAGAUCCAUCCAAAGUUAAAUAACAUGGACCAAGAUAAGAUUGCUCAAAUGUUUGCUGAUCUUCGACGAGAGUCGAUGGCAACUGGUAGUGUUCCUAUUACAGUACGACAUAUCGAGUCGAUGAUUAGAAUGGCUGAAGCAAACGCCAAGAUGCAUCUAAGAGAAUAUAUUUCUGAAGAUGACGUGAAUAUGGCAAUAAGAGUGAUGUUGGAGAGUUUUAUUGAUACACAGAAAUUUUCUGUUAUGAGAAAUAUGCGUAAGGCAUUCAUGCAGUAUUUGUCGUUCCGUCGAGACAACAACGAACUACUUAUGUUUAUUCUCAAACAACUCGUACGGGACCAAAUCACGUUUCACAACAAUCGUUAUGGCAGCGCACCUGAGGUCGUCGAAGUACUAGAGGAGGAAUUCCUUGAUCGAGCACGGCAGAUCAAUGUUGACAAUGUUUCAAUGUUGUACGAGUGUGAUAUGUUUUCCAAAAACAGAUUUGUACACGACAAAAAACGAAAACUCAUUAUUCAGACUUUAUGAUCAACUCUGUCACUUAGUGUGGAUAGUAUAAUGUAUAUAGUCUAUAGUCACACAGCAACAUGCAGUCAUGAUAGUUACGUAACAAGUCUUCUGUACAAUCAAACAUUCUUAUCAUAAUAUAGACUAACAUGAUUCUA
This is a messenger RNA of Dendronephthya gigantea, 2896 nucleotides long. RefSeq names its product DNA replication licensing factor mcm2-like. Gene Ontology annotation, cellular component: nucleus; MCM complex. The coding region runs from base 51 to 2759 and encodes 902 amino acids. Gene Ontology annotation, molecular function: single-stranded DNA binding; single-stranded DNA helicase activity; ATP binding. Gene Ontology annotation, biological process: double-strand break repair via break-induced replication; mitotic DNA replication initiation; DNA replication. The record is from RefSeq and is a predicted model, not a curated record. NCBI's taxonomy places the organism in Eukaryota, Metazoa, Cnidaria, Anthozoa, Malacalcyonacea, Nephtheidae. The transcript is spliced from 19 exons.